This is a messenger RNA of Ascochyta rabiei, 867 nucleotides long. RefSeq names its product Fructose-bisphosphate aldolase. Bases 1 to 867 code for a protein of 288 amino acids. The record is from RefSeq and is a predicted model, not a curated record. The transcript has 3 exons. Gene Ontology annotation, biological process: carbohydrate metabolic process. Gene Ontology annotation, molecular function: aldehyde-lyase activity; zinc ion binding. NCBI's taxonomy places the organism in Eukaryota, Fungi, Ascomycota, Dothideomycetes, Pleosporales, Didymellaceae.
AUGGCAGGUCUUCAAGAGAAUCGUACGCUGCGCAUCCUCAAUGCUGCAGCCGCAGGCAAAUAUGGCGUUCUUUCAGCAAUUGCCUACAAUGUCGAACACCUCACCGCGCUUGUCCAUGCCGCUGAAGCACGACGUUCGCCUCUAAUCAUCCAACUCUUCCCGUCAACACUCACGCAACUUCCACUACUUGCGCACGCAGCCGCACAGGCAGUGAAGACCGCGACUGUGCCGCUGUCAUUACAUAUCGAUCACGCACAGAACGAAGAGCAGAUCCGAGAGAUCAUCGCGACACUGCCAGUCGACUCAGUCAUGGUCGACAUGUCACAUUAUGAGGAGGCCGAAAACCUGGAGAAAACAGAGCGCUUGACAAAAGAAUGCCAUGCAAAGGGCAUCGCUGUGGAGGCUGAGAGUGGAAGGAUAAAUGGCGGCGAAGACGGGAUCGCAGACACGGGGGAUCUAGAAGCACUGUUUACAUCCCCUGAAGAUGUCGAUAAAUUCAUCUCUGUCGGGAUCGACAUCCUCGCGCCUUCUAUCGGCAACAUCCACGGCGACUACGGGCCUUCGGGCCCUGCAGAAGGACAGAUCCACUUCGACCGCCUCGAAGCUAUCAACAAGCAAGUCAACAACCGCGUGCUAGUCGCGCUGCAUGGAACAAACGACUUCCCGGCUGAAGUCAUGAAGAGGUGUAUACGCGCCGGUGCGAUAAAGCUGAAUGUCAAUAAGCUCUUGCUAGAAGUGGGGAAUGAGGUGCUCAGGAAAAACGCAGCCAGCACGCCACUAGUAAAGCUGAUUGACCAACAAAUGGAAGCCGUACAAGCGGAGACAGAGCGAUGGAUGGACAUUUGUGGAAGCAGUGGAAAGGCGUGA